Messenger RNA from Pocillopora meandrina, 3452 nucleotides. The record is from the annotation of a GenBank genome assembly. NCBI's taxonomy places the organism in Eukaryota, Metazoa, Cnidaria, Anthozoa, Scleractinia, Pocilloporidae.
AUGACUACAAGGCGAAAGAUGUGUCAGAUAAAAGGGAUAUCAGAGGCAAAAAUGGAGAAAAUUAAGGUGAAAUCAAUGUUUCGUGACAUUGCCAAGACCGCCAAGAUUUUUAAUUCAAAUUACCUUAUUUUGAUUGCUUCUUUAUAUGAAUUUAAAACUAAUAAAGAAAGACACUUCUUCAAAUUUAUCCAUCCAUUACAAUUAUAACUAGUUUUGCUCCGUCAUAUGAGAAUAUUUGACUGACUAAUUACCUUUGAUUUCUUUCAGGAAGCUUCCGCAAAGUUAGCUGUAAGUAUUUCCGAAAAACUUUGUUACCUGAUCCUAAACAAUCAUUCAUCUCUUUUGAUCCUCUAUAUGACAAUUUCACUCUUUUUCUUAUAGAAUGCUGGAUUUGUCACAGCUUUAGAAUACAGUGAUAUGAGGAAGAUGGUUUUCAGGAUUUCUAGUGGAAGCACUGAGCUGGAGUAUGUAAAUUAAACGUGAAACCUAUUACUUAUUUCAGCAAGUACUAAAACACGUUUUUACAACAUUCUGUCUUUCCACAGCAAACUCCUUGGAGGUAUGUGUUGAUCAGUUUCAGAUGUAUUCUUAACAUACUACUUUGACUUUGACUAAUAAGACACAUUUUUGCUUGAUUUUAAACUUUUGAGUCUCACAAUUUUAGGAGGAAUAGAGAGCAUGUCUAUAACAGAGGUUUUUGGAGGUAAAGUAACCCACUGGUAUUAUAGUAGUAGUCUCUGACUUUUCAAAAGCUACGUAUUUAUUACAUUACACAUAUCCAAUCUUUUUUCAGAGAUGAUUUUGUAAGUAAUCUUGUCACUAUUAUACCUUAAAAAUCCUCUGUUUAAUAAAAAUGAGGACAACCCUUUUUUUAUCAAUCAGAGUUCAGGACCGGCAAAACUCAACUGUCACACACACUCUGUGGUGAGUUUCAAAAACAUUCUCUGACUGAGUUGUUUUCUCUUUGGAUUAAAAUGAAGUUAAUAUUGUUAAAUGUGAUACCGUUAGUUUCAGCACAGCUGCCAGGUGCAAAUGGGUACACCGGUGGAAAAGUGAUUUUCAUUGAUACUGAGGUACUUUUAACUAAACAAAUCCAUUAAUAUGAUUUAUGUGUAUGGUCAAAACUAUCUGCAAUUUCCCUUAGAUUAUAUUUGUAAUGAUGAUGUUAUCUGCAACAUUUAGUAAGGCUUCCCUGUAACCUUACCAUCCAUAAUCAGUUCUUAAAUAUGCAUGGAUGAAUGAUGUAAACAUUAUUUUAUGGUGUUGUGAACUAAGUGACCAUAGUAUUGUUUUUAAAAUGUUUGUAUAAGGCCUGAGUUGGAAGACUGGCACUUGAGGGAGUGUCUUUCAAAGGAAAUUAAUAUACUUGAAUGUCUGAAAAUGACCAUACCCUCAAAAAGGCAGUCAUUGGGCUACUUAUUGUUAAUCCAUUGUGGAGACUCAUAGACAAAAUUAUUAAAUACAAACUUCACUAACUCAUUUAAUUUGUUCCUCUUUUAGAAUACUUUGUAUCCUUUUUUUUCCCUUGAAUUUCACACAUGUAAUCAACCACUCUAAACGUUAAUUAUUUUGCACUUUUAAGCCCUUUCUGUAUUUUUUUAAAAACAGUAAAUCUGCAACUUUAGCUCCUUAAUCAAUAAUAGCAGACCUGAUCGCCUACGAGAGAUUGCAGACAGGUUUAAUCUUGACCAGAAUGCAAUGCUGGACAAUGUUCUCUAUUGCAGAGCAUAUACAAGUAGGUCACAAUACUUAUUUGAAACUAUAUGGAUUUUACCAUUAGCUGCCCAGCCCAUCUUUUUGGUGAUAUAAUUAGAGUAUAGUAAUGGUUAAAACAACUUUUUAAAUCACCAUUGUAUCAGUUUAUUGUUAUAAUCAUUAUUUUUACAAUUCCACAAGGUAUACAAUAAAUAUUACCAAUACAUAUUAUUACUAUUAAAAUCUAAAGGUGAACACCAAUAUGAGUUGAUGGAUAGUGUGGCUGCAAAGUUUCAUGAAGAACCAGGAGUAUUCAAACUUAUGGUAUGCACGAAUUGGAAAAUUACAAUUUAUUGAAAAUAGGUUAUUAUUCUAAAAUUAGCUCCUCAAACUUCUAAAAUCAAAGGGCAAAUUUUCUUUGGUAGUGUUUUAACAAUGUUUUGUGUAUCAUCUCUUCCAGAUAAUUGACUCAAUAAUGGCAUUAUUUAGAGUUGAUUUUUGUGGAAGAGGUGAAUUGGCUGACAGGCAACAAAAACUAGCACAGAUGUUAUCUCGACUACAAAAACUGUCUGAGGGUAAGAAAUAGAUAUCUGAUAGUCUUCCCAUUAUAAACAGAGAACAAGUAAGAUUUUUGUGUCCAUCUGCUGCUCAAGUUUUUACAUACUCCUGAAACCAUUUGGCCCCUCUAAGGGACAUAUUUUCAUGGAUGGUCAACAAACCAAUUAGCUUUAUAUCUCUGUCAACAAAGUAGUGUUUACAUCAACUCUUAAUCCUCUUAAUAGCAGCAUUUUCUCUAUUUCACAGAAUUUAAUGUUGCAGUCUUUGUCACCAAUCAGGUAGUGCUUAUAUACAUACUGGGUAAAUCAGCAUUUAAUUAAUGUUGUCCUUUGAUCAGUUACAUUGGGUGCAUCUUCCUAAUUUUUGCCAUAUUUCAGCUGCAGAUUUGACCACAAUUUCUACCCUAUCAUUGAGAUAAAUUUGGUAGAAGAGAGGUAUAGUGAUAUGUUAUUCUACUGUUUAUUUGCAGAUGACAGCAGAUCCAGGAGGUGUGUAUUUACAAAAUAAGCAAUUUGCAUUGAGUGUCAAUAUUUCAUUCCCUAUCCUACUCACAGUACAUACCUUUUUUUCUCCAUUGCUGACUGGCUUGUUGGAUAACAGCAACAAUGAGGUAAACUGAACCUUUCAUGAGAAGGAAACAAUUAGCUAUUCAUUGUAAAUUUCUAUUAUAAGCAAGAAAUAUACUCACCAAGAUUUGAUCAUUUCUCAGCUUCCAAGCUGAUCCCAAGAAGCCAAUUGGUGGACACAUUCUGGCACAUGCCUCUACAACUCGCAUUAGUUUAAGGAAAGGGAGAGGAGAAACAAGAAUUGCAAAGAUAUAUGACAGGUUAGAAACCUCUUUUAGUAGCCUCUAUGACAAUUCUUCAAUAAUUUGAGUCACAGCUUAAGAUGAUUUUUAAAUACAAAUAAUUUUCAUUUAAUUAUCUACAAGAAUUGCAUGUGCAUGCAAUAACUUAUUUUCCUAUUUCAUCAGCAAAUACUAAAUAAAUAAGGUCAGGGCAAUAUUUCACUACACUAGCCAGAUCAGUGUAUGAUCUCACAAGAGGGACUCUGGUUUUGAUUCUCCCUAAGAAAUAUCCAUUUUGUUCACAGCCCUGAUCUUCCAGAGAAUGAAGCCACAUUUGCAGUCACAUCAGGGGGCAUUGCUGAUGCCAAAGAGUAAACAUGACACUUAAAAGUCAUUGCAAUAUACCAAAACC